CAAGCCUAAAGUGGAGUCUCUGGGUACGUUUUUGACCUGCCGUGUGACAAUCAUGUGAUCUUUCGUUUUUCCCACAUGAUUCACAUUGUAGACGAGCGUGACAUUAGUCCCAGCCACAAGUUCUACAAUUCUCUUCCCGACGUGGAUGUUGAGAAGGACGAGCAAGAGGUAGGUUUAUUAUAUAGUAUAGUGAGCUCAGUCGUUCUCUGCAAUACAGCUGUGAGAGAGGCGCAUAUCAUUAUGUAUCUGUUGUGCCCGCAGGAUGACUCUGACUUCCAGCCCACCCUGCUCCGUGUGAGCGACGAGACUGGAAGCCUCGAGACGUCCAUUGUGGCCGAGGGCAAUCUCGCUCGUGGCAGUCUGGACCCGAAAGACGUGUUCAUUGCUGAUACUGGUAAGGAGGUGUUUGUGUGGAUCGGGAGUGGAGCUUCGUCAGCCGAGAACCAGAACGCGUUGCCCUAUGCCCAUAACUACCUAAUGAAAACAAAGCACCCCCUGGUGCCCGUGACCUGCAUCAAGGAUGGUAGGGAGACGUCUGCUUUCAAUGCCAUCUUCCGCUAGAAUGUUUUCUGAUAUUCAAGAAAUCAAACUGACGAGUGAAAAAGACUUACAUAAGAACCAAUUUUUAGUGGUCUAUCUCGUUCCUAUAUAACCUGUAGCAAUUGAUACACGGAAACUAGUGUUAUGUAACUGCAUAUUAAUGCAAAUUCUUGUAUAUUAUAGCUCUAUUAGAUUUUUUUGAAAUGUUCAAGUGGAUGAUAAUGUGAAGGAGGUUGAACAAUGUAACGUGGAAAAAAACAGACAAAAGGAAAAAUUUGCUGAACAUGUUUAAAAAUUAGAGUGAAGAGUUUAGAUACUGAACAAAAAGAGUAGGAAUAGCGGAGCUGUUCUCUGGUGGGUGGAGCUUCGUGUAAUUAAUGAACUGUCUCCUCAGCCGACGCAGCUCUACCAUGGUAACGUGAUGAGGUAGGCGGAGCUUGUUGCUGGAGGCGGGGACCACAGGAGACAAGGGUGAUGUCUCCGGGAAGUGCAGUCCUCUGUGCCUGGAGCACGUGGGAUACCACUUCUUGCGUCUUACGAUCAAGAUCAUGGAGGAAGUCAGCCGAUGAGAGGGGUUGUGACUGAGUGGAGAGGUUUGGGGGUGGCGGCUUUCGAUGGAGGAGGGACGACAAGAUGUCCUCUGCAGGUAGCGGGUCCUGAGGGUAGACCACAAACAGCGGGCUGUCCCAGCGAUUUCGAGAGUCCGGUUUCUCAUACCUCAUGACCAAACUGUCGAACACAUCGGGUGCGUAUCGCUCCGUCUCGUCCUCCCGAGAGGAGUUCCAGGUUAGGGCAACGUCCGGCGAGACGUCGCAGUGGAGGAUGCACUGUGGGGUCUUGACGUGUUUGGAGAGACAGUAGAGCUCGUAGCGGUAGCCCUUGAUGUAGUUCAGUGAGUCCACAAUCACUAUCCUCUCUGGGGAGAAAUGGUACAGUCAAACCCGUCACACCUAAUGUUUUAAA
Geodia barretti is the source of this 1503-nucleotide messenger RNA. The record is from the annotation of a GenBank genome assembly. NCBI's taxonomy places the organism in Eukaryota, Metazoa, Porifera, Demospongiae, Tetractinellida, Geodiidae.